Messenger RNA from Fukomys damarensis (Damara mole-rat), 5171 nucleotides. RefSeq names its product TBC1 domain family member 8B (gene Tbc1d8b). NCBI's taxonomy places the organism in Eukaryota, Metazoa, Chordata, Mammalia, Rodentia, Bathyergidae. The transcript has 21 exons. Gene Ontology annotation, molecular function: calcium ion binding. The coding region runs from base 198 to 3557 and encodes 1119 amino acids. The record is from RefSeq and is a predicted model, not a curated record.
GUGGGAGGGAAUUGGCAACCUCUCUGCCUACGUGGGAGAAAAGAGAGGGUUGGGGGGAAGUGUGGAAAACCUGAACCUGAGCCGCUGUCGCCUAAGAAAGAUUUGGUGGAGGAGAAGUAGAGGGGAAAAGAUAGGUUGGAGGUGAAGUGAGGAGGGCAAAUAAGUCGCUGCUAUCCGGCGACGCAAAGUUCUUCGUGAUGUGGCUGAAGCCUGAGGAAGUGCUUCUGAAAAAUGCGCUGAAGCUGUGGCUGAUGGAAAGGUCCAACGACUACUUCGUUCUGCAAAGGCGUCGAGGCUACGGAGAGGAAGGCGGAGGGGGACUCACAGGUCUUCUGGUUGGAACUCUUGACUCAGUUUUGGACUCUACUGCUAAAGUGGCUCCAUUUCGUAUCCUACAUCAGACACCAGAUUCUCAAGUUUACUUGUCAAUUGCAUGUGGAGCCAACAGAGAAGAAAUAACCAAGCAUUGGGAUUGGUUGGAACAAAAUAUCAUGAAGACCUUAUCUGUGUUUGACUCAAAUGAAGAUAUUACUAAUUUUGUACAAGGAAAGAUAAGAGGAUUAAUUGCCGAAGAGGGAAAACAUUCUUUUGCAAAAGAAGAUGAUCCUGAGAAAUUUCGAGAAGCCCUUUUGAAAUUUGAAAAAUCAUUUGGUUUACCAGAGCAGGAAAAAUUAGUGACCUAUUAUUCGUGCAGUUAUUGGAAAGGACGGGUUCCUUGUCAGGGUUGGCUCUACCUUAGUACCAACUUUCUGAGCUUCUAUUCUUUUUUGUUGGGAUCAGAAAUAAAACUCAUUAUCUCCUGGGAUGCAGUCUCAAAACUUGAAAAGACUUCAAAUGUCAUACUGACAGAGAGUAUUCAUGUGUGUUCCCAAGGGGAAGAUUACUACUUUUCAAUGUUUUUGCACACUAACCAAACAUACCUUCUUAUGGAACAAUUGGCAAACUAUGCUGUAAGGAGACUUUUUGAUAAGGAAACAUUUGAUAAUGACCCAAUCCUUGAUGAUCCUCUACAAAUUACUAAAAGAGGUUUGGAAAACAGAGCCCACAGUGAGCAAUUUAAUGCCUUUUUUCGGCUACCAAAAGAAGAGACCUUGAAAGAAGUACAUGAAUGCUUCUUAUGGAUACCAUUCAGCCACUUCAAUACUCAUGGAAAAAUGUGCAUCUCAGAAAAUUAUAUCUGCUUUGCUAGCCAAGAUGGCAGUCUGUGUAGUGUAAUCAUUCCCUUACGAGAGGUCUUAGCUGUAGAUAAGACAGAUGAUUCCAGCAAAUCUGUCAUCAUUAGCAUCAAAGGAAAAACAGCUUUCCGCUUUAGUGAAGUUAAAGACUCUGAGCAAUUGGUGGCAAAACUCAGGCUCAAGUGUGGCACAGCUUCAAGUCAGUGUGAUAUUAGUACAGAGGUUGCUAUUACUUCUGAUUCUACAGGUCCAUCUGAAAAUUUUGAGGUACAAUCUUUGACAUGUCAAAAAGAAUGCAGCAAAACUGUGAGCACAGAAGCCUUAAUGACAGUAUUUCACCCUCAAAAUUUGGAGACUCUUAAUUCUAAAAUGUUGAAAGAAAAGAUGAAGGAACAGUCAUGGAACAUUCUGUUUUCAGAGUGUGGGCGUGGUGUUACCAUGUUUCGGACCAAAAAGACUCGAGACCUGGUUGUGAGAGGGAUUCCAGAGACCUUAAGAGGAGAGCUCUGGAUGCUUUUUUCAGGUGCUGUUAAUGACAUGGCUACUAAUCCUGGUUAUUAUGCUGAAAUGGUUGAAAAGUCCUUAGGGACCUGCAACUUGGCUACUGAAGAAAUUGAACGUGAUUUGCGUCGCUCCCUCCCUGAGCACCCUGCAUUUCAGAGUGACACUGGCAUAUCUGCUCUGAGGCGGGUACUCACUGCUUAUGCAUAUAGAAAUCCCAAAAUUGGAUACUGCCAGGCAAUGAACAUUUUGACUUCAGUGUUGCUUCUGUAUGCAAAGGAAGAAGAAGCUUUUUGGCUUCUGGUUGCUGUAUGUGAACGAAUGUUGCCUGAUUAUUUUAAUCGACGAAUCAUUGGUGCCUUGGUGGAUCAGGCAGUGUUUGAAGAACUUAUCAGGGAUCACCUUCCUCAGCUGACAGAACACAUGACAGAUAUGACAUUCUUUUCCUCAGUUUCUCUCUCAUGGUUCCUCACACUUUUUAUUAGUGUGCUGCCUAUUGAAAGUGCAGUGAAUGUGGUGGACUGUUUCUUCUAUGAUGGAAUAAAGGCUAUUUUACAACUGGGAUUGGCGAUACUUGACUAUAAUUUAGACAAGCUGCUGGAGUGUAAAGAUGAUGCUGAAGCUGUGACAGCUUUAAACAGGUUCUUUGACAAUGUCACGAAUAAGGAUAGCCCAUUGCCUUCAAGUGUUCAGCAGGGUUCAAAUGAGAGUGAUGAAAAAAGCAGUCAUAUGAAAGUAGAUAUUACAGAUUUGAUUAGAGAAUCCAAUGAGAAAUAUGGUAAUAUUCGCUAUGAAGAUAUAUACAGCAUGCGCUGUCGAAAUAGGCUGUAUGUGAUACAGACCCUGGAGGAAACAACGAAGCAGAAUGUGCUGCGUGUUGUAUCACAAGAUGUGAAAUUGAACCUUCAUGAAUUAGAUGAACUUUAUGUGAUCUUUAAGAAAGAGCUGUUUUUAUCUUGUUAUUGGUGUAUGAGUUGUCCAGUACUAAAGCACCAUGACCCCAGCCUGCCAUAUUUGGAACAGUAUCAAAUUGACUGCCAGCAGUUCAGAGUGUUGUAUCACUUGUUGAGUCCCUGGGCUCAUUCUGCAAACAAAGACUCACUAGCUUUAUGGACAUUCCGAUUGUUGGAUGAAAAUUCUGAUUGCCUUAUAAACUUCAAAGAAUUCUCUUCUGCAAUUGACAUAAUGUAUAAUGGAAGUUUUACUGAGAAGCUUAAACUGCUUUUUAAGCUGCAUAUUCCGCCAGCUUAUACUGAAGUGAAAUCUAAGGACUCUUCAAAAGGAGAUGAACUUUCCAUGGAAGAAUUACUUUAUUUCAGUCAGCUCCACGUUUCCAAGGCUACAAAUGAGAACGAAUCAAAUUCAGGAAAAAGCAGCCCUGAAAAAGGCAAAGGAAAAAUUGAUAUUCAAGCAUACCUAAGUCAAUGGCAAGAUGAGCUCCUCAAAAAAGAAGAAAAUAUUAAAGAUUUGCCAAGAAUGAAUCAGUCACAAUUUAUUCAGUUUUCAAAGACCCUCUAUAAUUUAUUUCAUGAGGACCCUGAAGAAGAAGCAUUAUAUCAAGCCAUUGCUGUUGUAACUAGCCUUUUGCUCAGGAUGGAAGAAGUUGGAAGGAAACUACAUAGCCCUACAUCAUCUGCCAAAGCAGUCUCUGGUAUAGUUUGUGUUUCUGGAGGACCCAAUGAAAGGAAAACAGAGAUCCACUUGGAGAAAAAUCCUUCCUCUCUUAGGGAGGAACCUCAGUGGUCAUUUGCAUUUGAACAGAUUCUUGCAUCUCUAUUGAAUGAACCUGCAGUAGUAAGGUUUUUUGAGAAACCCAUAGAUUUAAAAGCCAAGCUAGAAAAUGCAAAAACCUCUCAAUUAAGAUCUAGAGCCAAAAUGUAAAUUUCUUAACAGGAAUUUGUGUCAAAGACAAAUUGACAAAUUAACCAAACUUUCUAUAGCCCUCAGCUUGAUUUCUGGGAGUAAGGCUCAAGGAUUUUUAUCUUGUUAACAAUGUUCUUAAAGGAAAAAGGAGUAAGAUAUUCAGAAGCACAAUUAUUCAUAUGCGAUUAUCUCAAAUUUUGAUAUUCUCAAAUACAAAUGCAGUCAAACCUUGGAUUGGAAAUAACUUGGUCUUCAAAUGUUUCACAAGAUGUGCAAACAUUUCUAAGAAAAUUUAACUUGAUAAAUGAGCAACGUUUUACAAUAGGAGUAAUACAUCACAGUAAACGUCACAUGAUUGCAACUGGUUCUCUGUCUUGCUCUCACUGCUUUGAUAUACAAGUGCUUUAGAUUACAAGUGGAUUGAAUUAUUCUCACAAACCAAGGUUUUACUGUAAUCUGUAUUUCAGAAGAGAUGCAGUAUCAAGGAAGGAUGCUCAAUGCAACCACCAGGGGGCACCACUAUACCAUUGUUAGUAGGCAAAUUACUAGUUUGUUAUUUAUAUGUGAUUACUAAUAAUCUUGAAAUGGUGGUAUUAGUUUGUUAGUGAUGCUGGUAUGUCAUAUCGAUAAAUCUUAUUUUCCAAAUUGCCUCAGUCUUAUUAGAAUGCUUUGGAAAACGAGGCUCUUAGGUCUAUACUAUCUAGGAAAUUAUCAUUCAGGGCCCUCAUUUUCAAGUCAUCUAACUGAAAUAUUAACAUUUUAAAUUAACUUCAUUCAAUCUAUAAUAGAUGAUUUGUUAGCAACUUGUGCAAUCUCUCCACCUGAAGAGUUUAGAAGCUAUUGACUAUGCUGCUAUCUUUUACUGUUAAGAAUAAAUCAAGAACUCUAAACACUAGGCUGAUAGAAAAGGAAAAAAUACUGGACUUGAAUUUAAACUGGAUAAGGCUAGCCUUUUGGAAAGGCUUAAGAAAUAGUUCAGGGCCAGGGAUAUAGCUCAGUGACACCACACCUACCUGGCAAGUGCAAGAUCCUGAGUUCAGUCCCUGGUACCAAAACAAAAAAAAUUAACUCUAUGGAUCUCUCAUUAGACUAAGAAAUUACUAGAAUUUCUUCAGAGCACUACUGUUUGUGGUAUUUGUCUCAAUAUAUUGCGAUUUGUCUCAGUAGUUUUACAUUUUGAUUUUCUCAGUCAUGUUUUAAUUUACAUUAGAUAGUAAAGAUAGUUACAUUUAAAUUGAAUUAUUAUAUUAGUCUGGCAGGCACAUAAAGUAUACUUUCAUAUGGUACUUGCCAAUGUAGAAUUGCCAGCAUCUAUCUAGAAAGUUCUAACUAUCUGAUUUAGAUAUAUAAUUUCUAUAUAUUUUAUGCUGCUUAUGUUUCAGUCACACCAUGCCCAUCCAUUUAGAGAUAUAAUGGACUUUGUUGGCACUUAAAAUGAAACACGGAAACUACACUUAACCACUCUUCUGUCCUAUUUCUGACAAGAGCAAUUUAAUAAUUAAAUUAGGAGAUGAGGUAGAAAUCAUCCAUUGGAGUUGCUUUCUUCACAAAAGACUUUGACUUGAAAGGUCAGGGAUUUAGCCCAGUGGUGCUACUGCCUGCCUUGCAAGUGCAGGGACCUGAAUUCGAUCG